Molecule: messenger RNA, 1662 nt
Organism: Aspergillus ochraceoroseus IBT 24754
Lineage: Eukaryota; Fungi; Ascomycota; Eurotiomycetes; Eurotiales; Aspergillaceae
Product: GTP-binding protein RBG1
Exons: 10
Coding region: 98-1201 (367 amino acids)
Biological process (GO): cytoplasmic translation
Cellular component (GO): cytoplasm
Molecular function (GO): GTPase activity; GTP binding
Source: RefSeq, a predicted model, not a curated record
UGGAAGUGCCAACUACGAGGCCGCAGUCGCUCACUGAAUUCUUACCUAUUGAAUAUUCCCUUGUGCGAGGAGGCAAACUCGUAAAAACAUCGCCAAAAUGUCGACCACAGUUGAGAAGAUCAAACAAAUUGAGGACGAGAUGGCUCGGACUCAAAAAAACAAGGCCACAGCUUUCCACUUGGGACAGUUGAAAGCGAAGCUUGCUAAACUAAAACGAGAGCUGUUGUCUCCGUCAAGCAGCGGUGGUGGAGGUGGUGCUGGUUUCGAUGUUGCUCGUACCGGUGUUGCCAGUGUCGGUUUUAUUGGGUUUCCCUCUGUCGGAAAGAGUACCUUGAUGAGCAAACUGACUGGCCAGCAUUCCGAAGCUGCGGCCUACGAGUUCACAACCCUGACGACUGUUCCUGGACAAGUAAUGUAUAAUGGUGCUAAGAUUCAGAUUCUCGAUCUUCCAGGUAUCAUUCAAGGUGCCAAGGAUGGUAAAGGUCGUGGUCGACAGGUUAUUGCUGUGGCCAAAACCUGCCAUCUCAUCUUCAUCGUGCUUGACGUUAAUAAACCUUUGAUUGACAAGAAGGUCAUUGAGAAUGAAUUGGAAGGAUUUGGAAUCCGGAUCAACAAGCAACCCCCCAACAUCGUCUUCAAGAAGAAGGACAAGGGAGGAAUUGCAAUUACGAGUACCGUUCCCUUGACCCAUAUCGACAGCGACGAAAUCAGGGCUGUCAUGGGCGAGUACAAAAUCUCUUCCGCAGAUAUCUCUAUUCGGUGCGACGCAACAAUUGAUGACCUUAUUGACGUCCUUGAAGCCAAGAGUCGGGCAUACAUCCCAGUUGUCUACGCCUUGAAUAAAAUCGAUGCGAUCUCCAUUGAGGAACUCGACUUACUAUACCGUAUUCCUAAUGCCUGCCCUAUCAGCUCCGAGCAUGGCUGGAACAUUGAUGAGCUGUUGGAAAUGAUGUGGGAGAAGCUCAAUCUCAGACGGGUGUACACAAAACCUAAGGGAAAGGCGCCCGACUACACGGCUCCUGUUGUGCUCAGGGCCAAUGCCUGCACAAUUGAAGAUUUCUGUAACUCAAUUCACCGAACAAUCAAGGAUCAGUUCAAGCAGGCCAUUGUUUAUGGGCGGUCCGUCAAACACCAACCGCAGCGUGUUGGUCUCUCACACGAGCUUGCGGAUGAGGAUAUUGUGACGAUUAUCAAGCGGUAAAAGAUACCAAAAGUUAUCAACUCCCAGGUGUUCGCCUGAACGCGCAACAACCCGUGACGAAUCGCGCUCGAGGAAGUGAAUAGGUUGCUGUGCUAGGUGUGCUUCGCUAAAUGAUUUAUGUCCGAGAGCCCUGGACCUUGUGACAAAUUUUUGCGAGAGGCUACGAGAGUUGUGAUUGGAGGAGGAGAUUUGCGCACGGGCAGCAAGCUGCCAACUGCCGCUUGGGUUUGCAAGAUCAACUAGGUUUGGGGUGCCUGCACUCACGCCUUUAGUCUGCUUUUCUACUGCUACCCGAUGCGAUGCGCCAUCCUUAGCAAUCCUGUGUAAGGAAGCCAACAAGAAGCUUGGUGAGCUCAAUCUGAAAAAGGGGAAGCUGGAAUUAGGUUGAAGGGAGUUAGCGAGGAGGGGGCUGGGUGGUGAGCAGUGUUUCGUCCUGCCAACUUCAUUAUUUCCUCAUUUAU